Tribolium madens (black flour beetle) is the source of this 1292-nucleotide messenger RNA. RefSeq lists its product as uncharacterized. The transcript has 2 exons. The coding region runs from base 172 to 1233 and encodes 353 amino acids. The record is from RefSeq and is a predicted model, not a curated record. Gene Ontology annotation, molecular function: sequence-specific DNA binding. Lineage: Eukaryota; Metazoa; Arthropoda; Insecta; Coleoptera; Tenebrionidae.
AAUAUGGCCACUGCUUCUUUUUCAUUGGCUGCGUCCAGCCGAUAUUUACAAGGGAUUUCUCUCAUAAAAUUCAAAAUAUUUGAUUUAAAAUAAAUAAAAAACGACUGAAACUCAGUCAGGGGCCGUUCAGUACUUUAUUAUUUAUUUUUGAUCUCAGUUUGUGUAAAAAGAAUGGGGGGCUGUAGGUGUUCCUACCGGAACUGUACGAACACAACUAAGACCCGUGAUAACCUCCACUUUUUCCACUAUCCGGUGAAGCAAAAGGAGCGGUGUAGACAGUGGAUAGAGAACGCUCAGAAGCCCCAAUUUUACGACUUGGAUGAAGUCCAGUUGCGGAAUAAAGUGAUAUGUGAGACGCAUUUUAAAGAUUGUUAUUUUCCCAACAUUCAGAAGAAGAGGCUGCUUCAGGGGGCUGUGCCAACGUUGGAUGGUGAUUGUGAGCCAAAAAGGACAACACCUGAAAGUGCGUUGAAGAUACAAGAUGUUCAAGUCCUUCCGGCGAAUGCGGACGGUACAAUCUUCGUUUUGGAAACUAACAUGCAAAAUAAUUUUCAAUCAGAAAAAGUCCAAUCUUAUAUCUAUACAAAUAACGGGCUUAUGGUCCCCAUAACUAAAUUGACUGAUACUGUGGAUGACAACAUUCAGAAUAUUUUCCCAGAUAGUGACACUGAAGAGGUGGAGGAACCCCCUCAACCCCAAGUGAAACUCAAACCAGAGGCGGAGAUUUUCACGGAAACUCAAACAGUUGAGGAAAAAGAAUUCGAGACUUUUGUUUUUGAGAAUAGCCAAGGCGGACCAGACGUUGAAAUGGUCAUACCCGAACAGACAAAAGUUGUAAAAAAAGUGGCGAAAACCACAAUGACUGAUGAUAUUUUUUCGAAAACGGUUGGUAGUAAAUAUGUUCAAAAAAUCAACCAACAUAGUAGAGACAUCGCAAUUUUGAAACGACUCCUAAAAGCCAAAAGGCCGUCGAAAAGGCCCUCAAAUUCGGUCAUUUUAAACUGUCUAAAAAGUCAACUCGCCCCAAGUCUUUUCAGUGUAGUUAACGUAAAUUUAAGUGAACAGUGUGAAUUCACCCCUGAGGAUUUAGAAUUUUUUUCGACGAUUCACUCAACGUCGCCACAAGUCUACGAAAUCCUAGGCCAAAAGUACAAGUGGAAAUUACCAAAUCCCGAGAUUUUGAACAAUAUUCCUGCUAAAAACAACGGACUUGUGUAUUGUGAGGACAAUUGAAACGUAAUUUAAUGUGAAGUAUAAUUUGUAAUUUAGAUGUAACAAGCAUGAGUUUUUAA